CUCCUACGUAUCGACUUCUCACCCUUAACAGUCGUUCGUCAAGGGAAUGAAGGGGCAAAUGUCAGCAUCGUGCGAGUAAUCCAGGUGCUCCUUCCGCAAUUCACCAUCCUCGCAUCCCUACCAUAUGUGAGCCCCAAGUUGGGGUCUUCAACAAAGGAAAGGCACUCCAUCCUUUCAGCCCAUUGCAUUUAGCCUCGGGAGCACCCGUUAAAAAGCAUUGACUAUAUGCCACCGAUUGUGGAGCUAUUAGUACCACCUUUAUGGAAUUCUUGGCCAACUACUUUGGCGGUACAUCUAGUUCCUUCGUCCAGUUCGGUCGACAUGCCUCUUGAAGUUACUCCAGCUCCUUUUGCGGCGAGCCAACGGCUCCCAUAUGUUCCUGCAGUUCCGAGGCCGGCGGAUUCGGGCGGUGGGAUGUUUCCGUCCGGCGCAAGUAGUUUAGAUGGUGCAGGCCCCGCUAUGGCAGCCGCCUCUGCCAUCAUUCCCCCUGCACCUGGAGGUGUCGCCGGGCCGCACAGAGCAAUACCUGCAUUGCCCGAUGCGGGAUACACAUCUGUAAAUCCGCCAUGGUUUUCUAUGAGAUCACAAGGCCCGCCUUCCAUCUACAGUAGCAGCUAUGCUGGCCCAUGUUCGCUCUAUGAUUCUGAAUUACGCGAGCCUCCCCACUAUCAAGGUCACAUAUACUCACAUCAUCCCGUUAUACGAAAUGAGAAUUGGGCAUCUUCUUCUUUACCUGCUCCUCGACGCGGGCCGCCUUCGCCGGACUCAGUGAUGAUCCACCAUCGCCAUCACCAUCAUCACCAUCGUCGACACCAUGAUCAUGAUGAUGAUCUGGACCGUAAGUCUGACACGAGUUAUUACGCGAUGCCCAAAGAUAAGCAAAGGUCACGCGCCGGUUCCGUCAGCUCUGUCCCUGAUACUGAAGGAUUAAACGAGUCUCAAGCGUAUCGUAGGCGUUCCAGAUCUAUAAGUCAAGGGCAAACGUACAAACGCCAUCGCUCUCCUUCCCUUCCUCCUGGCAACGUCCACCAUUUGCAUACCUCCAUCUCGCCCUCUCCGCUUGCCGUAAACGAUGGUGAACUUCCUGGUAACGUAGGCCAUUCUGUUCUGCCGCCUUUGGAUGCUGCUCGAAGACCGCAGAGGAUGUCACUGCCACCAGAAGAGGAGCAUCGUCCAAGGCCUCAGCUAUUUGUACCACCAGGAUAUGAAGCCCCAGAGCUGAGAAAAGGCAAAAAGCAGGAUAUCAGAGGAGGGUUCGAAGCAACUGAUGAGCGACGAGGCCGACAUUCUUCGGCCGCUUCAGAGGACAGCGUCCGAUCCCAUCUACAUCGAAACAAUUCAACAUUCAUUCCGGGCGGCUUUCAAACGCAUAGCCGCCACAGAUCAGGGUCAUACCUUCUUCCGGAAUCCGGGUACGAUCGUUCUGCCUCUCCACCGCUUGUGAUGCAUGGCCCAGCUUCUGCCGUAAGUGGUCCCCAUUACCCUCCUGAUAUCGAAGGGAAUUAUAGAAGGCGGACUGCAUCCAUGCAAGGGCUUGAAAGACCAGAACAGACAUCAUCUGAAUACCAAAUACCCAGUAUGGCAGGAGGUCAAGUGGUGUACGAUGACAGCGCGAGUGUCGCAUCAGAUUCCAGAAUGACUUUGGAGGAUGGAGCUGUAUCAGGGCGAACAAGUCAGUAUGGGUUACCCCGGUAUCCCCAUCAGCCCAAGAUGGAUUAUAGAAGAUUUUGCGUACAGCGCGGCAAUGCAGACGUGUUCUUGGACUAGAGUCUGCUAGGGCUGAUGAAUUUUUCGCCCUCAUUCUGCAAAAAUUGUUUAAGAUAAUUACUUCUUUUGUCGUCCGGAAACUCAAACGACUUAUUGCCUCAAAUCUUUGAAAAAAUUUGCAUCUCUACAAUUCUGAAAAUAAUGCAAGUGAAUGUGCUCGAGAUAAAGACUUGCGUGCCCCUCUGGAGAAAUAUCUAUUGUUGAUACUAUUUAUGUAAUCAUAACUGUUGUAUGUCAAUUAUUAACUGGUAGUAGCUAUCC
Cryptococcus deneoformans JEC21 is the source of this 2028-nucleotide messenger RNA. RefSeq names its product expressed protein. Bases 226 to 1767 code for a protein of 513 amino acids. The transcript is spliced from 5 exons. The record is from RefSeq and is a predicted model, not a curated record. Lineage: Eukaryota; Fungi; Basidiomycota; Tremellomycetes; Tremellales; Cryptococcaceae.